GUGCUCGGUUUGAGAGCAGUGAAAGGUCGCGUCUGCUGUUUAAUCUGUUCCACCUCAGGUCUAAACCUAAACCCAGGCUCAAGACAGCAGGUGUGGAGGCGUUUGAAGUCUCCCGGAGAGGAUUUCAGCUGGAAGUGCGGGAGCGCAGCCGGAGGGUCGACGGCGCGGAGUGGGUCUCCUCCUCCAGCACCAGCCGAGUGGAAGAUAUUACCCGGGGACUCGGGACUCAUUAGCUGAACCCACCGGUGCGUGAAGAUCACUGCCAAGAAUGUCGUCGAAGAAGCAGAGUUCAAAUAACAUAGCGCAGGCACGGAGAAUCGUACAGCAGCUACGGAUAGAGGCCAACAUUGAGAGGAUAAAGGUUUCUAAAGCCUCUGCGGACCUCAUGCAUUACUGUGGCGAGCAUGCUAAGUACGAUCCACUCCUGAUGGGGAUUCCAGCCUCAGAAAACCCGUUUAAGGACAAGAAGCCCUGCAUUAUAUUGUAGUGGGACGCCCCCAGACAUGAGCUCCUUAAUGCCUCCUUUUUUAUAGAGAGAAUAUUUUACCUUAAAGCAUUCAUACACUAGUCGCCUUAAAAAAAAGUCAGCUAACCCCCAUCUUCACUCUCCCUUUAAUGCUCCUGAAGCAGAACUCUUCGCCUGAAACGCAUUCCCUUGUUAUUUCGUUCCUCUAAAAAUGAGACCAAAAAGCUCUUGAGCUCUCAAGAUUUGCAAUGCAGAGACAAAACAAUAUAUAUAUAUAUAUAUAAAAUAUGCAUUUUCUUUUUUCCCCCCCUUUAAUUCAGUGAUUGUGUUAUCUGAUGUGGUCUAGACCUGCCUCAUCAGCAAAUAAAGGCUGAGGCCUCAGUAGGGAAGAUCCCAGACAGGUGCUGGUCUCAUCAAGCCCCAGUGGUUCCCUUUGAUCAUCAUGUUCUCCUAAUGUCUUUUAAACUCUGCUCUGACUGGUGGCUGUAGAUAAGCUCAACAGUAGCGCUUCGACCCUGUGUGGUGACACUGUUAACUGGAUCUCUAGAGUCAGUCAGCCGUGUUGAGGGAAGAGGUGAGAGAGCGUGAAUCUCAAAUUGCUCCCGACCGUCCAUAUAGUGCACUACAUGAUGGCCUUGCUGCAUGACGUAGAUAAAAAACCAUCCAUCCAUCCAUCCAUCCAAAACCAUCUUGUGAUUAUUGCAGUUGUGAUACAUCUUUCAAAUGAUUAAAACUACAUUGGUGAAUCAGUAUGACACACACUCACCGGCCACUUUAUUAGGUACAGUUGCUUGUUGACACAAAUAGCUAAUCAGCCAAUCACACGGCCAAAACUCACUGCAUUUAGGCAUGUAGAGGUGGUCAAGACAACUUGCUG
This is a messenger RNA of Pygocentrus nattereri (red-bellied piranha), 1343 nucleotides long. RefSeq names its product guanine nucleotide-binding protein G(I)/G(S)/G(O) subunit gamma-12 (gene gng12b). The coding region runs from base 269 to 487 and encodes 72 amino acids. The transcript has 4 exons. Lineage: Eukaryota; Metazoa; Chordata; Actinopteri; Characiformes; Serrasalmidae. Gene Ontology annotation, biological process: G protein-coupled receptor signaling pathway. Gene Ontology annotation, cellular component: heterotrimeric G-protein complex. The record is from RefSeq and is a predicted model, not a curated record. Gene Ontology annotation, molecular function: G-protein beta-subunit binding.